Acanthosepion pharaonis is the source of this 978-nucleotide messenger RNA. NCBI's taxonomy places the organism in Eukaryota, Metazoa, Mollusca, Cephalopoda, Sepiida, Sepiidae. The record is from the annotation of a GenBank genome assembly.
AUGUCCCUUUCACUUUCUCCCAUCCCUUCCCUAAUUCCGACAGUUACUUUCUUUUCAUUUUUAUUUGUCUCUUUCUUUCUUUCUUUCUUUCUUUCUUUCAGCAGACGGUCUUAUAAUUUUCUGUUUUUUUGUUCGCUUCUUCAUUCAUAUUUAUUUCUUAUUCCUUUUUUCCCCCUGAAACCUCUCUUUCUGUUUGUUUCUCUUUACGUUUGCCUUCUUUUCUCUCCUCUCUUUCCUCAAACAUUUAAAAAAAAUCUUUUUCUUGUCGUUUUUACGUCUUUUCUUGCAUAUCCUUUUCCCCUCUUUUUAAUCUUUUUUUCUUUUUGUUCUCUUUCGUACAUCCCACUAUCCCUUCUUCUCUCUUUUAAUUGUACUUAUUUUUUCUUUUUUUACUUUUCUCUCAAUCUAAACACGUUUUUUGUCAUUGCCUUUUCUUCGUUCACUUACCUCGUUCUUUUUUUUUUUAUACCCAACUUCCCUCUGCAAGUUUUUUUUUUUUUUACUUCCAUGCUUGUUGAUUUCUUCUUUGUUUUGGAGCUCUUUCUCACCUCGUUCAUGUUUACUUUCAAUUCUUCGAUAAUUUCUUUUUUUCUCUUACACACUCUUUCACUGUGCUUCCUUCUCCAAUUCUCCACCCCCCGUCAUAUUUCUAUUACCCUUUUCUUUCGUCUCCUCUCUUCCGUAGAUCGUUUCCUUUCCAAUCAGCCCCUUCUCCGCCCUUCCUUUCCUGACAGCUCCCUCCUCAAUUCCAAUUCUUCCACUCCUUUUUUUCAUUGUCCCUUUUCCUCCCCUUUAUUCAGGCCCUUUCCAAUUCCGUCAGUCCCUUUUCCAAAUUCCGUCACUCCCCUUCCCCAUUUCCAUUUGUCCCUUUUUCCCUCCCCUUCCGUCAGUCCCUUUUUAUUCCUUUUACACACACUCUCUCUCUCUCUCUCAGUUUCCUUCUAUGACGAUCCUCCUUCUGUCUUACCACUACAAUAA